UUUGGAAAACACGCUCCACGGACCUGUUCAGAAAGAAAUGGGCUUAUUCUCUUCAUCUUCCGACACUGCUACUGUUGCGCCAAACCGCUCGAAGCGUCAGGUGUGCUGGGACGCCCGUGACGAGUACCUCAACUGCUUGGAGAAGAACAACGUGCUGAACCCGUUCGAGGAUAAGUACUCCAGCGUUAUAAAGAAGGAGUGCGCCCAGCAGGAGAAGGAGUUCGAGUCCAAGUGCGUCAAGAGCUGGGUUCACUACUUCAAGGAGAAGUACGUUGUUGACUUGAAGAGGGAGAGAUUCCUCAAGGACAUGGAGGCGCAAGGUGGUCAACAGCUCCCCUUCCCUAUUGAUAAAAAAUGACCUCAGAUAUAGUAUACCAAUGGAGCAACACUUGUACAUACCGCAUAUAUAUCAAUCCCACUACAACUUUUACUCGGAUUUG
Molecule: messenger RNA, 440 nt
Organism: Williopsis jadinii
Lineage: Eukaryota; Fungi; Ascomycota; Saccharomycetes; Phaffomycetales; Wickerhamomycetaceae
Gene: COA6
Product: Coa6p
Exons: 1
Coding region: 38-358 (106 amino acids)
Biological process (GO): mitochondrial respiratory chain complex IV assembly
Cellular component (GO): mitochondrial intermembrane space; respiratory chain complex IV; mitochondrion
Source: RefSeq, a predicted model, not a curated record